AUGCGUUUCACUGCUACUUCUGUUGCCCUCUUCGCUGGCGCUGCGCUCGCCAUUCCCGCCUACGAGUAUGACCAGACUAUCUACUCUACCCGCGAGGUCACUAUCACUUCUUGUGGCCCUGAAGUCACCGACUGCCCUGGCAAGCACCCCAGCCAGACUGGCCUCCCCACUCCUCCCGUCUCGGCUCCAGUCUCUACUGGCACUGGUGUCGGCCCAGGAAAGCCGAGCGAGACCUCUUACUCUACUGAGUACAUCACCGUGACCGACUGUGGACCAGAGGUCAGCGACUGCCCAUCUCACUCCACCCGCACCCACAUCUCCAUUGGCACUGUUAUCCCAACUGGUCUUCCCAGCGGUGUCCCAUCUCCCAGCAGCAGCGGCAACCCCAUCAAGAGCGAGAACCCACCUUACCCAACUGGUGGCAAUCCCGGCCCAAGCACCUCCGUGGUCACCUACACCACCUGCAUUCCCACUGAGAUGACCUCCAUCGUUACUCUCUGGCCCACUCCCGCUCCAUCCGGCACUCAACCCGGCCAGCCCGGCCAACCUGGAUCCACCUGGGUUCCUUCUGGCACCGUCCCCGGAGCUCCCAGCGGCACUGGCGUCCCCCCUCAGCCGUCCUCUACUGGCCCCCCAAUCUUUGAGGGUGCUGCCAACACCUUCAGCGGCUCUUUCUUCGCUGUAGGUGUUGCUGCUGUCGUUGCUGUUCUUUUCGCAUAG
Molecule: messenger RNA, 720 nt
Organism: Ophidiomyces ophidiicola
Lineage: Eukaryota; Fungi; Ascomycota; Eurotiomycetes; Onygenales; Onygenaceae
Exons: 2
Coding region: 1-720 (239 amino acids)
Source: RefSeq, a predicted model, not a curated record